AUGACUUCAAAACGAGGUGGAAAUAUGUUGAAGCUAAAUAAAACUCAAGGUAGAGGGGGUGGAGCAAAAAAAUCCAAAGGAAAGAUGCCCAACGUCGGUGGUAACUCUAAUACAAGUCAAUCUGGACCGAUCCCUCAAUUAGAAAGAAUUGGGGGGUCAACGUCGCCAAAACCACGUCAAGGUGUUUCUUUAGAAGAGUUAGUAAAACGUACUGCACGUGCUAAUCGUUUUCGAGAUACUCUUGAUCCUUCACAGUUAUUAAGCGUAGGCGGUGUUGUACCUCAUGGACGAAAUUCAAUUGUUAAAAUUGAUGGAUCACCAAUUAAUCCUGUUGACGAUUUUUUUGAAGUACUUUCAAUUUAUCAUCAAACACAAAUGAUGAUCAAACAAGUCAAUAAUACUCUUCCAUUAGUAAGAAAAAAAUUAGCUUGGGAUUUUUUCCAUGACGAAACAUUACCAAUUCCUCUUAGUUCAUUAUACGAUAAAGAUGAUACUGAUAAAAGCAAGAGUUUUGUGGAAAUAGAAAAUGUUGAUUUUAUAAUGGAAGCUAGUAAAUUUCCUACUAAACCUAAGUCGUUAGAUCUUCCAACUUCUCCAAACUUUUUUGAUGUUGAAAUGGAGGAUGUAGAACGUUUUAUUGCCACAUCACCAGUUA
Racocetra persica is the source of this 655-nucleotide messenger RNA. The record is from the annotation of a GenBank genome assembly. NCBI's taxonomy places the organism in Eukaryota, Fungi, Glomeromycota, Glomeromycetes, Diversisporales, Gigasporaceae.